Molecule: messenger RNA, 738 nt
Organism: Gekko japonicus
Lineage: Eukaryota; Metazoa; Chordata; Lepidosauria; Squamata; Gekkonidae
Product: riboflavin-binding protein-like
Exons: 5
Coding region: 1-738 (245 amino acids)
Cellular component (GO): external side of plasma membrane
Molecular function (GO): riboflavin binding; riboflavin transmembrane transporter activity; signaling receptor activity
Source: RefSeq, a predicted model, not a curated record
AUGUUGAAGUUUUCGGUGUUCCUACUGUUUGCCAUCUUAGCAGUGUCUGCCAGCAAAAGGCCACGAUGUCUAAAAGGUCCUACUCACAAGUCCAGAGCCACCCCAGAGACCGACAUGCUGGAAUGCACCUUAUAUGAGAAAUCCUCUUGUUGCCAUGCACACUUUACAAAGGAGUUGGCUCAAUCACCAGUAAUUAAAGUACAAAACACCUACUGGAACAGAUGUGGGAAUCUCAGUGAAUCCUGCGAGAGUUACAUGAAGAAGAUGGAGUGCUUUUACAGGUGUUCACCACUUGCUGCUCACUGGGCAGAUGACAACUACUCAGCUGGUCUUGACUCCGUUCCCAUCUGCCAAAAGUUCUGUGAUGGCUGGUAUGAAGCUUGUAAAAAUGAUUUCACUUGUGUCAAUAACUGGUUGACAGACUGGGAAAUUGAUGAAAAAGGAGAAAACCAUUGUAAGAAUGAGUGCAUCCCCUACAGCCAGAUGUAUUCCAAUGGGACUGACAUGUGUGAGACCAUGUGGGGGAAAUCACUGAAGGUAAGCAAGUCUACUUGCCGCUGCUUGAACCUGAAUGAGACUGAUGCCAGCCUCCUCAAGUACAUAGUACAAGACAGUUCUAGCAGCAGCAGCAGCAGCAGCAGCAGCAGCAGCAGCAGCGAGGAGCGUGCCUGUCACAAGAAGGUGAUCAAACUGGAGCAGCUGAAGGAGGCAGAAGAAGAAGGCCUAGAGAAAGAGUGA